Molecule: messenger RNA, 573 nt
Organism: Linepithema humile (Argentine ant)
Lineage: Eukaryota; Metazoa; Arthropoda; Insecta; Hymenoptera; Formicidae
Product: piggyBac transposable element-derived protein 3-like
Source: RefSeq, a predicted model, not a curated record
AUGCCGAUGAAGCCCAUAAAACGUGGCUAUAAGGUUUGGGUACGUGCAGAUGAAAGUGCUUUUGUGUGCGAGUUUCAGGUUUACGUAGGAAAAUCAGAUAAUAAUCAGUCGGAGAAGUCAUUAGGAUCAAAGGUGGUGAAAGAUCUAACUCGAACAAUUGUCGGAGAUAAUCACCAAGUAUUCUUCGAUAAUUUUUUUACCAGUACUGAACUUAUGAUUUCCUUGAAGACUGAAAAUAUUAUGGCAUGUGGAACUGUAAGGAGCAACAGAGUCGGUUUACCCAAGACACAAAAAAAAGAUAAGAAUAUGGUAAGAGAUGAGCAUGAAUUUCGUAGUUCGUACAAGGGUCUUGCGUGGCUAAAAUGGAAAGACAAUCGAGUAGUGUCACUUCUAUCGAAUUUUCAUGAUCCUUCAGUUACGAUAGAUGUCAAUCGACGAAUGAAAGAUGGUUCGACAAAAAUUAUAAGCUGUCCUGAAAUGGUAAAGGAAUAUAAUAAGCACAUGGGCUAUGUCGAUAAGGCGGAUAUGUUGAAAUCCUUAUACGAAGUUGAUAGAAAGUCAAAGAAAUGGUGA